GUAAGCAUCAUGAACAGCAUCAUCAUGCAGCGCCUAUGGGAUUCGAGGCGGUCUUCCCGGACACGCCAUGGACACCGAGCGGAGACAUGAACAGGCUCAAAUUUAUGAAUACAAAGAAAUUCGAGGAUAACGUUGUUUUAUUAUUGCCUACUGGCAUUGAUGUUAAUGAUUGCAGCAAAGCAAAACAUAUUACUUCACACAAUCAAUGUGACAAUCAGCAAAAUGCCUUUUGGUACGCUACCUUUUGAAGCGGAAUCCGUUCCCAUCUUUUCGCCCCCAUACCCGAAACCACCAGACCCAUACAGCUUCGCCAUCGAUAUGAUGCUGGGCUUCACCUACCGUGUCGCCGCAUCUCAAGUCCGCCAUCUGGUUCCGGACGUGCUAGAGCUCGAGGAUGAGCCUCUCGUGUCAAGCACAGUGCUCGACUACGGAAUGAGUCCUGUGGGGGCGUACAAGGAGUUCGUCCACCAAGUCGAGGUGACUUACAAGAGCGAAAAGUUCAUGUACAGUCUUAUCUUAAUUCUCGACAACGAGGCGGCCAUAUUCGCGGGACGUGAGCAGUACGGCUUUCCCAAAGUCUUUGGCAAGGCCGACAUUCAGACGACAAACGGUACACGGCUGGUUUUGGCAAACGCGCAAAGGCCGGCAGGACGAAAUGUUUUCGAGUGCGAAUUCAUACCCGAUCAUCGCGUUCCCAAUUUGCCUGCUGCAGAGAAAUGGGGACUCAAUCUUCAUAGCAUUCCACAGCCGUGUGCGGGAACAUCACCGGCCAUCCAGGAACUGAUUCCUACAAUUAUGGACUGGAAGUUUACCGAGAUCUGGGCUGGCCAUGGUCAGAUUACUUUUCCGCGCCGCUCUGCAUUUGAUCCUUGGUGCGGUGUGGAUAUUCUACGAUACGAAGGUAGCUUCUUUGCGCGGGGUCUGACUGGCGAGCUUCGGUGUCGCGGUGAGAGUUUUCAGGUUUGAAGCUUGAGGAUCA
Messenger RNA from Colletotrichum acutatum, 979 nucleotides. RefSeq lists its product as uncharacterized. The transcript has a single exon. Gene Ontology annotation, molecular function: lyase activity. Lineage: Eukaryota; Fungi; Ascomycota; Sordariomycetes; Glomerellales; Glomerellaceae. Bases 160 to 966 code for a protein of 268 amino acids. The record is from RefSeq and is a predicted model, not a curated record.